Dunckerocampus dactyliophorus (ringed pipefish) is the source of this 1433-nucleotide messenger RNA. It is a transcript of the gene fbxl15, whose product is annotated as F-box and leucine-rich repeat protein 15. Gene Ontology annotation, molecular function: protein binding. The transcript is spliced from 6 exons. NCBI's taxonomy places the organism in Eukaryota, Metazoa, Chordata, Actinopteri, Syngnathiformes, Syngnathidae. Gene Ontology annotation, cellular component: SCF ubiquitin ligase complex. Gene Ontology annotation, biological process: SCF-dependent proteasomal ubiquitin-dependent protein catabolic process. Bases 80 to 1063 code for a protein of 327 amino acids. The record is from RefSeq and is a predicted model, not a curated record.
CAAAGAAGAAGAGUAUCUAGACGACGAAGAAGAAAUGUUAUUAAUCAUGUACAGUACAUUUUAAAACAGCUUUUGAUAAAUGAUCCACCCUAAAAUGAAGGAAGAGGCUAAAACACGAACAUGUCGCCUUUUGGAUUUACCCUGGGAGGAUGUCCUGGUGGCACAUAUUUUAUCCUGUUUACCUUUCAGACAGCUUGUCUGUUUGCAAAGAGUGAACAAGGAGUUCCGCAGACUCAUCCGCCUCUAUUUCGCCAAAUGCAGGAGUUUUGAUCCAAUUCAACUGUCCAUUCCCAAGGAGGCCUUUAGAUUCAUGUUGAAGGACAACAAAGUUCUACAGAAGCUGUCCCUUCAGAGCUGCUCACACUGGCUGACAGAUGACGAGCUGCUCCCAGUUGUCAGCCAGAACCGGCGUCUCCUCACCGUGGACAUGACAGGGUGUGUCCGUCUGACCCGCCACUCCCUGGUGGCUUUGUCUUUGACCCGCUGCCUACACCUGCAGCAUCUCACCCUGGCGCAGUGCAGCUUCGUGGACGGCCUGUCCCUGCGCAGCCUGGCCGACCACUGCGGGGCGCUGCGCUCCAUUGACCUCACCGGAUGCUGCCAGCUGAAGGACGACGCCAUCUGCUACCUGGCCAAGAAGUGUCCAAAGUUAACCUUUCUUUCUUUGGCUGUCAAUGAAAAUAUCACAGAUGAGUCGGUGGAGGAGGUGGCCAAGAACUGCAGGAGCCUCGAGCAUCUGGACUUGAAUUGUUGCCUGCGUGUCAGGAACCAGUCCAUCAGGACCCUUGGAGAGUAUUGCCCCAACCUGCAGUCCUUGAAAGUUAAACACUGUCACCAGGUGACAGAGUCCAGCCUGGAGCCUCUACGCAAGCGCAACGUGCGCAUCAACGUUGAUCCGCCACCAGAGAGGCCGCUCCUUUCGCACGUUCUGCGAUACACUCCUUUUGUCAAUCUACAGGAAAUGGCAUGCCCAAACAAAACACCCUCACUGCCCACAGUCCGAGUGCGACUGCUAAAUAACCUGCCAUGGGGCCAAAGAAAGAAGCAAGUGCCAGCAAUUUGAGGGAAGACGUCCGGGUAGGAGGGGCGUUCAAAGACCCGGUCCAGCGCUUCCAGCUGCUGCUGGGUGAAGGCGUCGGCCCUCAGGUGUUUGCGUAAACUCUCCACACUACCCUGAGAAUCACUGUUUGGGCCAGAACCAUCUGAACCAUCUACGAGAGGAAAGAGCGACCCCGGUAACUUACAGAACUUGAAAUCCCAUAUUCCUUCUGUCAUUCUAAAUUUGUGGCAGAUUAUGUUCUCCCCCGCGGUGAGCCGGAGUGGAGAGGCGAUGAUGUAUGAUAUGCAAGGCCCCUAUUGAUUGUCUGAUCUGGUGGCAAGAGGGAGCUCAAAUGGAUUUGAAAUGAACAUCCUGCCUCAACUCAUUGUGCGUA